Molecule: messenger RNA, 2448 nt
Organism: Closterium sp. NIES-65
Lineage: Eukaryota; Viridiplantae; Streptophyta; Zygnematophyceae; Desmidiales; Closteriaceae
Source: the annotation of a GenBank genome assembly
AUGCCGGUGUCGCACCCAGAACCGGCACCUGCACCCCCUCACAUCAUGCCUUCUCCUCUGCACGUCCCAAACAUCCCCAAGCUGAACCUGCCCUUGCAUUCUCUAACGUCCCUUACUUCAGUGUUGUCAGGCCGGUAUCGGCAGCACGUCUCGUCCCCAGGCAGCACGUCUCAACCCCAGGCAGCACGUCUCAACCCCAGGCAGCACGUCUCAUCCCCAGGCAGCACGUCUCAUCCCCAGGCAGCACGUCUCAUCCCCAGGCAGCACGUCUCAUCCCCAGGCAGCACGUCUCAACCCCAGGCAGCACGUCUCAUCCCCAGGCAGCACGUCUCAUCCCCAGGCAGCACGUCUCAUCCCCAGGCAGCACGUCUCAUCCCCAGGCAGCACGUCUCAUCCCCAGGCAGCACGUCUCAUCCCCAGGCAGCACGUCUCAUCCCCAGGCAGCACGUCUCAUCCCCAGGCAGCACGUCUCAUCCCCAGGCAGCACGUCUCAACCCCAGGCAGCACGUCUCAUCCCCAGGCAGCACGUCUCAACCCCAGGCAGCACGUCUCAUCCCCAGGCAGCACGUCUCAUCCCCAGGCAGCACGUCUCAUCCCCAGGCAGCACGUCUCAUCCCCAGGCAGCACGUCUCAUCCCCAGGCAGCACGUCUCAUCCCCAGGCAGCACGUCUCAUCCCCAGGCAGCACGUCUCAUCCCCAGGCAGCACGUCUCAUCCCCAGGCAGCACGUCUCAUCCCCAGGCAGCACGUCUCAUCCCCAGGCAGCACGUCUCAUCCCCAGGCAGCACGUCUCAACCCCAGGCAGCACGUCUCAUCCCCAGGCAGCACGUCUCAACCCCAGGCAGCACGUCUCAUCCCCAGGCAGCACGUCUCAUCCCCAGGCAGCACGUCUCAUCCCCAGGCAGCACGUCUCAUCCCCAGGCAGCACGUCUCAUCCCCAGGCAGCACGUCUCAUCCCCAGGCAGCACGUCUCAUCCCCAGGCAGCACGUCUCAUCCCCAGGCAGCACGUCUCAUCCCCAGGCAGCACGUCUCAUCCCCAGGCAGCACGUCUCAUCCCCAGGCAGCACGUCUCAUCCCCAGGCAGCACGUCUCAUCCCCAGGCAGCACGUCUCAUCCCCAGGCAGCACGUCUCAUCCCCAGGCAGCACGUCUCAUCCCCAGGCAGCACGUCUCAUCCCCAGGCAGCACGUCUCAUCCCCAGGCAGCACGUCUCAUCCCCAGGCAGCACGUCUCAUCCCCAGGCAGCACGUCUCAUCCCCAGGCAGCACGUCUCAUCCCCAGGCAGCACGUCUCAUCCCCAGGCAGCACGUCUCAUCCCCAGGCAGCACGUCUCAUCCCCAGGCAGCACGUCUCAUCCCCAGGCAGCACGUCUCAUCCCCAGGCAGCACGUCUCAUCCCCAGGCAGCACGUCUCAUCCCCAGGCAGCACGUCUCAACCCCAGGCAGCACGUCUCAUCCCCAGGCAGCACGUCUCAUCCCCAGGCAGCACGUCUCAUCCCCAGGCAGCACGUCUCAUCCCCAGGCAGCACGAAUCAUCCCCAGGCAGCACGUCUCAUCCCCAGGCAGCACGAAUCAUCCCCAGGCAGCACGUCUCAUCCCCAGGCAGCACGUCUCAUCCCCAGGCAGCACGUCUCAUCCCCAGGCAGCACGUCUCAUCCCCAGGCAGCACGUCUCAACCCCAGGCAGCACGUCUCAUCCCCAGGCAGCACGUCUCAUCCCCAGGCAGCACGUCUCAUCCCCAGGCAGCACGUCUCAUCCCCAGGCAGCACGAAUCAUCCCCAGGCAGCACGUCUCAUCCCCAGGCAGCACGUCUCAUCCCCAGGCAGCACGUCUCAUCCCAGGCAGCACGUCUCAUCCCCAGGCAGCACGUCUCAUCCCCAGGCAGCACGUCUCAUCCCCAGGCAGCACGUCUCAUCCCCAGGCAGCACGUCUCAACCCCAGGCAGCACGUCUCAUCCCCAGGCAGCACGUCUCAUCCCCAGGCAGCACGUCUCAUCCCCAGGCAGCACGUCUCAUCCCCAGGCAGCACGAAUCAUCCCCAGGCAGCACGUCUCAUCCCCAGGCAGCACGAAUCAUCCCCAGGCAGCACGUCUCAUCCCCAGGCAGCACGUCUCAUCCCCAGGCAGCACGUCUCAUCCCCAGGCAGCACGUCUCAUCCCCAGGCAGCACGUCUCAACCCCAGGCAGCACGUCUCAUCCCCAGGCAGCACGUCUCAUCCCCAGGCAGCACGUCUCAUCCCCAGGCAGCACGUCUCAUCCCCAGGCAGCACGAAUCAUCCCCAGGCAGCACGUCUCAUCCCCAGGCAGCACGUCUCAUCCCCAGGCAGCACGUCUCAUCCCCAGGCAGCACGUCUCAUCCCCAGGCAGCACGUCUCAUCCCCAGGCAGCACGUCUCAUCCCCAGGCAGCACGGCAACACACUCGGAGCGCGGGCGCACGGAAAGACGAGCUGA